AUGAACCACAGCUUGACUCCCGUUAUGGAGAACAAGCAAGAACUUCCUAAUCGAGGCACCUGGAAGGGCAAAUUUGACUUCUUGCUGUCCUGCAUCGGAUAUGCUAUCGGUCUGGGGAACGUCUGGAGGUUCCCGUAUCUGUGUGGAAAGAACGGAGGAGGUGCAUUUCUGAUUCCUUACUUCACAACACUGGUGUUUGCCGGGAUUCCUCUGUUCCUGCUGGAGACUGCUCUGGGACAGUACACAUCAGUGGGAGGACUGGGAGUGUGGAAACUUGUGCCUAUGAUGAAAGGUGUGGGCUUGGCUGCUGCAGUUUUGUCCUUUUGGCUGAACAUUUAUUACAUUGUCAUCAUCGCCUGGGCACUGUACUACCUCUUCAACUCCUUCAGAUCAGAUUUGCCCUGGCAGAGUUGUGAUAACGACUGGAACACUGAGAGCUGUUUCUCCAACUACAGCCUGACUGACACCACCAACCUGACCAGCGCUGUCAGUGAAUUCUGGGAAAGGAACAUGCACCAGUUAAGCAGCGGGUUGGACGAGCCUGGUGAGCUGCGCUGGCCUCUCGCUGGGACUCUCGCUCUGGCAUGGGUCCUCGUCUACUUUUCCAUUUGGAAGGGGGUGGAGUGGACUGGAAAGGUGGUGUAUUUUUCAGCCACGUACCCAUACUUCAUGCUCUUCAUCCUGUUUUUCCGAGGCAUCAGUCUCCCAGGAGCUAAAGAUGGCAUCCUCUUCUACAUCACUCCUGACUUUAACAAGCUCGUGAAGUCUGAGGUGUGGCUGGAUGCUGCCACUCAGAUCUUCUUUUCGUAUGGACUGGGUUUGGGUUCUCUGAUUGCUCUGGGCAGCUACAAUCCCUUCAACAACAACGUCUACAGAGAUGCUAUUAUUGUGUGCUGCAUUAACUCCUUCACCAGCAUGUUCGCUGGCUUCGUCAUCUUCUCCAUCGUUGGUUUUAUGUCCUACAUCACCAAGAAACCCAUCCAGGAGCUGGCGGCCUCAGGUCCAGGUCUGGCAUUUCUGGCUUAUCCUCAGGCUGUCACUCAGCUACCCAUGUCAUCCCUGUGGGCAGUUCUCUUCUUCUCCAUGCUGCUGAUGCUCGGACUGGACAGUCAGUUCUGUACGGUGGAAGGAUUCAUCACAGCUCUGACAGACGAGUACCCCACCAUAUUAAGGAAGAGAAAGAAAGUUUUCAUCCUUGUGGUCUGCAUCGUGUCUUUUAUUAUCGGCUUGUCCAACAUUACACAGGGAGGUUUGUACGUGUUUAAGCUGUUCGAUUAUUACUCAGCCAGUGGGAUGUGCCUCCUCUUCCUCGUCUUCUUUGAGACCGUUGCUAUCUCCUGGAUUUAUGGUGCAGAGAAGUUUUAUAAAAACAUUGAGGAGAUGAUCGGAUACCAACCGUGUGGCUGGUGGAAACUCUGCUGGCUUUACUUCACCCCCUCAAUCUGUCUGGGCGUUUUUACCUUCAGCGCUAUUGAGAUGACCCCUCUGACCCUGGGUAAGUAUGUGUUCCCAGUAUGGGGUCAGGGCAUCGGCUGGCUCAUGGCUUUCUCCUCCAUGGUUCUUAUUCCUGGAUACAUUAUCUACAUGUUCUUCAGUCUGAAGGGGGGCUUUUACCAGGUAAGAAUUUAA
Molecule: messenger RNA, 1629 nt
Organism: Trichomycterus rosablanca
Lineage: Eukaryota; Metazoa; Chordata; Actinopteri; Siluriformes; Trichomycteridae
Gene: slc6a1l
Product: solute carrier family 6 member 1, like
Exons: 13
Coding region: 1-1629 (542 amino acids)
Biological process (GO): sodium ion transmembrane transport; neurotransmitter transport
Cellular component (GO): plasma membrane
Molecular function (GO): gamma-aminobutyric acid:sodium:chloride symporter activity
Source: RefSeq, a predicted model, not a curated record